CACAGCUCUAGUAGACAUGUACAACAGCAGUCACAGUGUGGAACAGUUCCUCCACAGCCCUGAUGUCAUGAUUCCACUGUAUGCCACCAAUAUUGAAGACCCUCAGGAAGAACUAUGCUUCUCCUUUGACAUUGAUGGCGUUGUCCUGGAAAUUUCUGCACUGGCUGCAAUAAAAAGUAGUGUCCACUACUUGAAGAUGCCACAUUUUGAAAGCAGGCACCUGAUCCACAAAUUCCACCACCUGAAGAAACACCUACCGCUUCAAGGCCUCAGUGGGAAUGCAAUGAAGUGUCUGCGCGCUAUGCUUGGAGUCACCCUUGGCCACGUGGAUGGGGGCUACUUCUUGGACCUGGCAGCAGUACCUAGGGACCUGAAACAACCCGACAUGCGCCUAGCUGACGAAAAAUGGCUUCGAGAGGUUGUAUUGGAAAUCCUCAAUGCCAUCCGAGCCGAUUUUGUGGCCAAGCUGAGAGCAUUGCCAGUGAGAGAGAAGAGCCGUCCCACCAUCCAGAAGAACUCACUGUGUCAGCUGGACAAAAUGAACAUUCUGGCGCAAGACCAGGAGUUCAUUCUGCAAAUCCUGGAUACCUGCAUUCAGAGGACAGUGGAUAGCCACCACUUUCGUAUUAUCGUGACUCUGCAGAAAUACGGCAUGAAGGACCGGAGGACCAUCAACGUGGAGGAAAUUGUUGACACCGCUCACAUAACCUCCAUGUCUGUUCACGCAGCAUGCAACAUCAAGGCCAAGGACCAGAACGUUGCCAUGUUGUGGUCAAGAUCUGGCCUGCAAGACUUGGUGGGCGUGCGAGGGAGCCUCUUCACAGCCAUGGGGAUGCAUGAGGCUGUGAAUUUUCAAACAUGCACUGACCAUCGCAUGAUGGACAUCAGCAGGGAACUGCGUCAAUUGUGUGUCCCAGCUUCCAUCAUCUUUCUCCAACUGUAUGUGGACUCACCCCACCUUCACAUCAGAAACCCAUUCAAACAUCCAGUGAGUGGAGUAAUUGCCACCUGUGGACUCUCUCAUCCGCAGUUCUGGAAGGCCAUGACGUCAAGGGCCAUGGGAUACCUAGACCACAUGGAGGAUCUGGCAGAAAAGAUGCUGUGCCCAUUUGUCCUGAGAAUGGAGCAGGUGGCUGUUUUUGGUGGAUCACAAGGCAUUCCAAGUAUGCUGGUCCCAGCAGAGUUCUUCUCCCUCAGGAAGGUGAGGUACUUCUUUUACAAAAAUCCAGUGGUUAUUCCUAUUGGAAGAGCAGAAGAUGGCCUUACCCUGAUGGAAAUCCUCCACAAUGUUGUCAUAUUCCUGGUGAGAUCCCUCAGGCAGCUUUUCAACCAGCACGCCAACGUGGGAGGGUACAAGCCCAGCUGGCAGGCCUUCCAGUUUGAGUUGGCCCUGGAGGAGUUUUUCUACGGACAUCCCCUGUGUCACACUGACUACCAGCUCACUGUAAGCCUGGGCACCAGCUCCACAAACCCCAACAGCCUGACAAAUGAGAGAGGUUUCCUUGGUCUUGCGCCGUACAACAGCGCAAGUGUCGGAGAGACCUCUCCUCCACUGCGACACUGGACCCGAGAUGACCUCCAGGUGACCAGGAUUGAAAGGCUGUUCCCUCUCUCAAACACCCUUGAAGCUGAGCCACCAGUUAUAGGAGCUGCAUUGGUGUUUGUCUUGCUGGGGGACCUCUACAAGAGGAAUGACAGACUCUCAAUACCAAUGCUGCAAGGCCCACAGUGUCCUGGCACCCUCAAGGGCCAUGUCACCCUUGAGAAGUUUUGCCAAGAGCUGGCCACCAGGGAUGCAUUCCCUCCUCCCUGCACCUUCCGACGCACCAGAGAGCUUAUCACCAGAGCUGGCAAGGAUGUGAAAACCUGUUUGGAGUCUGGAUUCAUUGAACAUAACAUCAGAUUCUUUGCUGAUGUGAAGUUCAGGGACACCAACAAAAGCAAGCGCAUCACAUGGAAUUUCAAGGAUUACGUGGAGGUCCAUCCUGAUGAUCAAGCGCCGUCCCUGGACAGCAGAGCUGCGUCCAUGGUAGGGGACAUUUGCAUUGAGAUUGAGAGGAGAGAUCUCACCUACCCCCGUAACACUGAGCGCUACAGGGAGCAUGGAAUGCCCUGGCUACUUGCCGUGAUGAGACGCCUGCCCGCCACUCUGGGGAAGGACAAGACAUUCAAGGUCCUGACAUUCAUCAGCUGUGUGGCCCUAGUCAUGAAUGGGGACUACAUCAGCUACCAACACCUGGCCACCUUGAUGAAGGAUAUGCAGAUGGCACAGUCCGAUCUCCAGAAACUGCAGAUCCAGUCACAGUUCCUCCUGCCAAAGGUAUACAAAAUGAGCAUCUGGAGGCUGCAUGACGCAAUACCUUGGAGGAUGGUUCUGAGGAGGAACCCGCCAGCUCUACCACCUCAAAAGAGGCCAGAGGAAGAGGUCAUUGAACAGCCGUAUGAAGAUGUUCAGGCAGUGGAUGAGGCAUAUCAACAUACUCCCUGCACCUCCAGGAGCAAGUUUCUGCCGGACACCAAGAGGACGGUUUGGUCUUCCAUGGAGAUGUCCUUCGUGAAUCUGGACACAGAGACAAACAUGGAAGAAGCUUAUAGGGACUACCUGGACAAAUGCAAGAGAGCUGACAUUCCAGCGAGGACCAAAACGUCCUUUAGGUUCAAACGGAAGAAGAUGACUGAAGAUGAUUAGCAUCAGGUGGAUUGUUGUUGGACUCCUCCACCGACCAGUCUCCAGAAUCAUUCUCAUGAGAGCCCCAACCUUAGGUGAACUGAAGUGGUCCACCACAGAGGGAGGACUCGAUAGCUACCUCGUCACACCGCAAGUGUCGGAGAGACCUCUCCUCCACUGCGACACUGGACCCGAGAUGACCUCCAGGUGACCAGGAUUGAAAGGCUGUUCCCUCUCUCAAACACCCUUGAAGCUGAGCCACCAGUCAGUGUCAGUCACCAGCCCC
Molecule: messenger RNA, 2954 nt
Organism: Cottoperca gobio
Lineage: Eukaryota; Metazoa; Chordata; Actinopteri; Perciformes; Bovichtidae
Exons: 2
Coding region: 17-2689 (890 amino acids)
Source: RefSeq, a predicted model, not a curated record